Molecule: messenger RNA, 9379 nt
Organism: Plutella xylostella (diamondback moth)
Lineage: Eukaryota; Metazoa; Arthropoda; Insecta; Lepidoptera; Plutellidae
Source: RefSeq, a predicted model, not a curated record
ACAUCCUCCAUCCAUAUUAUCUUUGUCUGUGGCAAAUACAGUCUACUUAUUCUGAGGUUUUGUGGGAAAUCUGUUGACGUUGACGUUUGACAAAUCUAUUACCUACUAAAGUUUGCGAAUUUUGAGGUUAAAUUUUAAUAACAAAUAAUAAAAUUUUGGAAAAUCAUAUAUUUCGUUUGUGUUUUCAUUCGUAAUGGAUUGAGUAUUAUCAUAAACUUAAAAUGAAUUUCUUCAUUGUGUUAUGCUGUAUAUUUUUAGUGAUAUAUUCCUGUGUUUCAUGGCUUUUCCCCACUCUCUUGGCUUGGUUGUUCAAAAGAAAAUAUCAUAUCAAGCUUAAGAUAGGACGAAUCGUGGUGUUAAAAUUAAUCCUGAAGGAUGUGAAUCUAUCGAAAGAUGGAUACUCAAUUCACAUCAAUGAAAUCUCGUUCAAGAGCAGUUUCUUCAACUCUGAAAUAAACAAGCUAGUGUCUGUGAUUAUCAAGGAUGUAGAAAUCACUAACAAUGUGGAGGAGAAGCGGAGUGUGGUUGUGGAGACCAUCCUCAAGCCACUGCUGUCCAAACAGAACUCCACCACAGCCAAGUAUGAUGCAGAUGGAAAGUUACUCGGCUUCAAUGAUCUCCUGAGCAGAAACCUGAGUGACCUGGCUCAGAAAGAUCUGUUGGAUUUUAGAGAUAAAAAGUUGCCACCAAGUCUGAUUAUGUUUGCCCAGUUUAUGGGGGUUCAUAUCUUCAAUGCAUCAGUGGUUAUUCUCAAUGGUACAUUAGAAAACACAUGGAUGCUUCACACAACAGCUACUGAGAUCCAUGCAGACGGGGCUGCGGGCGGGCCAGCCAAGGCUCUUGUGUUCUCUGCAAACCUAGUACAAGCCAAGGCCAGGAUCAUAGUGAAGGAUAGCCAGAAGUGUCUUGGCGAAGCCUCCUGCAGCCUGUUAGUUGAGGGAACUGUUAAGGCUGAUGGGCCCUUAAAUGUUGAGAAAAUUCACACUGCAGUAAGUAACCCAGUGGUGGAGUUUCAAGAUGAGUUGUACAACUUUAUGCAGAAACAAAAGAAGUACAGGAAACCGACAAGAAGGCCUCAAGUAGAGGUAGAGGACCACAUGAGCACCAUCAUACCCAGAAUGUCACCAGUUAUACCAAAGAUAUUUAGCCUUAGGAUAGACGCCACAGCUGUAAGUUGUGUUGACAAUAGCACUAAAACAACUUUCCAGGUUUCUCUGCAGAGUUUACACAUAAACUCGAGAUUCAGUGCAUCAUCAGUGCUGCUAGACGACAGCGGGGUGGAGAAGCGAGGCCCGCCGCAGGUGUAUGUGGCCUUCCAGAUCGACCAGUUCGAGGUGGCCACCAAUGCCGAUCCGCUACUGUCUUUGAACAAGCUCAAGCUGGAUGCUAAGUUGGAGAAGGGCGUUUUGAAUCUUUACCUAAUUCUAAGCAUAUUGAACAUAACAUACAAUCACGAAGAAGUAUUCAAAUGGUACUCGACGACAUUGCAAAACAUGAAGCAAUCCAAGCCUAUGGAAAUAUCAGAAUCUCCCAAGAAAUCGGUGCCGACGUGGCUGGCGAAGGUGCUGUCGGUGUGCGUGGUGCAGGGCUGCGCGGAGGUACGCGCUGCGACGGUGCUGCUGUCAGCCAGCAGCGCGCGCGCCGCGUUCGGCACCGCCGGGCUCAAGCUCAAGCUGGACCAGCUACUUGAUACUAGAGAGGAGCAAUACACCUCUCCCCUCCCCCGCCUGCUGCUCGGGUCCCGGCACUGGAGCGCGGAGGUGCUGGUGGACGGGGGGUGGGGCGCGGGGGGCGCGGGGGAGCCGCCGCCGCCGCCGCGCCGACAUCACACGAGGGACACCGCGCUGUUGGCGGUAGCGCUGCUGAAGUGCCGGUCGCAUCGGAGUGCUAAUGUUAAGGUGGAAGCCAUGAUGGAUUGCCUUCGUUUUGAAUGGAGCGAAACUUUAGCGAGAACAAUAAUUGCAUUCGUUGAUUGCAUCAACGAAUACCGACCGUCGAGACCUUCCAAACAAAUCGAGCCGGAAGAAUCGAAUGAAGAAUCGCCUUUUAAAGUAUCGGUCAACGUGGCUCUUUCACAUAUAAACAUAUUCAUGAUCGUGAAUGAGAGCAUUUGUCUAAUGAUGAGAAUCGAUGCUAUAUCGAUUGACAGAAGUCCGGCUAAAUUUAGUGCUGUGAUUUCAGGACUGAAAGUAGUUGAUAUGGUGCCUUACAAAGGUCCCGUUCUAUGUCAAAGGACAGACGAGAUCCCCGUAGCUUUCUUCCACAUGAAGUUAGCAAAAAUCGAACACAUACCGUCCAACCAGAACGACUCAGCCUUACUAGAUGUACAGUUCAUAGAACUGGUUGACUUCGAAUGGAGCGCUAACCUUCACCUGAAGAUAUUGACUUUAGUAAGAGAAAUAAAGGGUUUUAGACAAGAGCUGAGGAUGAAAAGAGAUGGGGCGAUGGUUGAUGAAGAGGUAGAAAAGAAGAAAGGACCGCCGCUGGAUUGGCGGGUGUCUUUCAAGAAUGAAACGAAUCUCACACUCAUUUUAUCCAAAGAGAAUAAUAUGGUUUUUGCUACCGACGAUUUAACCGUCUCGUACACACACGGCAAGGGUCCGUCCAUUUACUUCUCCUCGCUGUGGCUGUCAGUGAGCGGGCCGCGGCUGCUGCAGCUGCGCGGCGGCGGCGCCGAGCUGCUCGAGCCGCGCGCCGCUGAGAGGCUCGCUAGUGGAUGCACUAGACACACUAAUGCCACCUGGACAGAUAUACUGGAUCUAUCAGUCUCGUACACGUACGGCGCGGGUCCGUCCAUUUUCCUCUCCUCGCUGUGGCUGUCAGUGAGCGGGCCGCGGCUGCUGCAGCUGCGCGGCGGCGGCGCCGAGCUGCUCGAGCCGCGCGCCGCUGAGAGGCUCGCUAGCGGCUGCACUAGAAACACUAAUGCUACCUGGAAUGUGAGCAUAGAAUCAUUCCGGCUAGUAUUCCCGUACAAGCACCGCUUCGCCGACGCCGUGCAGGGAGACUUCGUGUCGCUAUUCAAGUGGCUGAAGCUCGUACAUGGAAUUAAGAAGAAACCCUUCACGGCUGAUAGCCCGCUGCCUAAGGAUCUCUCUAUUAAGAUUGACGAACUGUUAAUAGAAAUGAGUGACGAUCCGUUCGAGGUUAAACUUCGGGAUAACUACGAGCUGCUCGAGGACGAGUACAAGGAGAGCCAGAAACGGAGGACCAUGCUCGAUACGAAGGUGCAAGAGCUAUGCCGCCCACACCUAUUCCUGCCAGCCGGUAAAGUGGAGGAACUGUACCAGGCGCUCAGACAGAAGGAUGCCCAGAUCUACGUGCAGAGAUGCCGCGCCGCCCCCCCGCCCCGCACCCGCCUCAUAGCCUGCUGUCUCACCUCAUUCAAAAUUUUGGCUCUAGCAGACCCAUCGAUACAUGGAACGCAAAAUGCUACUGAUAAACUGAGGGAAAUUGACUUUGACAGCCCGUGGCCAGAAGAAGGGCUAGAGUUCUCGACUCUCUGGUUCCGGUUCAUCAACGUGUCGGCCGCGAGUUGGCAGCUUCUUCUGAGGGACUUCCCACAGCCGCUCGUGAGCCUCAGCCAGCUCAGCCUGUGGGGCACCCUCGGGGCGGCCGAGGAAAAGCCUAGGGCGAGAGCGGUCCGCACAGUAGAGAUCUCUCAGGGCGCGCCGUGGGGCCCGGCCGCGCUGGAGCGCAGCAUGAUGCCGCUCAAGUUCUACUACGACCUGUGCUGUCAGAUGCAGGAGAUGAGCUACGCGUUCGGGCCCUGCUGGGAGCCCGUCAUUGCGCAGUGCAAUCUGGCAUUCGACCAAGUAUCCCGGCCAUCUCUCGACCCGUCGCCCCCGCUGGCGUGGUGGGACAAAGCCCGCCUAAUACUGCACGGCCGACUGACUGCCAACUUCAACAAGCUGACCUGUCUACUGCACGUGUCUCUAGACCCGUAUAAUACUACUGAAGAGAUGGAACUGACGUGGAGGAAUCUGGUGUUGGAUUGGACAAAUGGAAAACUUGGCUUCCUCGGCGAGCUAAACAUCUUCGUUCGCACCGCGUCCAAGUACGACGACUGUCGCGUAUUACGAGUGCCGGGACUGAAGCAGUCCGUGCGCAUGAUGUGGCGCUGCGGCGGGGGCGCCAACGACCACCACGCGCCCGCCCCCUGCGCCCCCACGCGCCUGCCCGAGUACUCCAGCAACCAGGAGCACGAUUCGUACCGCGCAUUCCGAUCGCACGGCCUGGAUCUCAUCAUCAACAUGGACACGAAGCCCAUCGAGCGCGACGGACCCGUGCUGUUACUUUAUGGAAGCACUUUGAGAUGGUUCGAAAGCCUGAAGCUAAUCUUAUCCGGUGUGACGCGCCCAACGAAACGCGGUCGAGUGUUCAACAACGUGCGCCCGCGCAAGCCGCAACUCUCGCGACAUUACAAAGCCGUCAGCGUGUCUUUGACGUUGCAUAAUCUUCAGGUAUUCUACUGGUCAUCAUCGUCCAUGCAGCGCGGUCUAGAAAUGCUAGGGGUACGUGUGACAUGCGGAUCCAAACACGCGCUCUCAUUGGUCGGCUCAAACGACGGGCUGGUGCGUCGCGCGCGGGCCGUCUGGUCCACGGUGUAUAUGAACUGUGAUCUUAAUGACGCGGAGAUCUGGCUGAAGGCAGCUGCUGCUGAGGAGAAGGAUAAGGAUAGUGAUCCAGACUCCCCUCUCCUGCUCCCCACGGCCAUGGAGAAGUGGUACUGUGUAUCUGUGCGUCGAGUAUCAUACGUUCGAGAAGCGGGGGCGGCAACAGACGCGCCCCCAACUCACCGCCUCGCCGUGCACGACUUGAGGGGCGCUUGGACCAAACUGAAUAGGGACCUGGCCUUCGCGCUUAUUGAUACUUAUAUUAAGACUCAGCAAUUAAAGAAGAACCUAUCAACGAAAGCGUUGAAAGAAGAAGAGAAGUCAACGACCUCUCCGAAACACCAGCGAGAAUCCGAUAUGGUCUCUCCACCGCCUUCAGCCGCUAACCAGAGCGGCCCAGGGGCUGAAGGCAUGCUAGCCCAGCUGCUCCUAGAGGCCGGCUCCGAGGCUCCAGUGGUGUUCAGCGACGAGCUCAGCGGCGAGGGCGACUCGCAGAGCAACGCGUCGCAGCACCUAGCGCGCGCCGCGCUCCACGAUGAGAACGCGCACACCGCGUGGCUCAUUGAGCUGGUGAACUCGCAAGUGGUGCUGAAAGGCUGCGAGACUCGCGGCUACGUCAUCCUGUGCGCUGCCAGGGCGGAGGUACGUCAGCUAGUACGCCGGGCGGCGGCGGGCGGCGGCUGCGCGUGGAGCGGGGCGCUGUCCGCUAUGCAGUACUACGCCACCGUCAGCGCCGGCGAGAGGGACCAGCUGGAUGAGAACAUCCAGUGGGUGUCAGUGGAGGAGAUAUCGGAGCGCUACUCGGCGGACAUCAGCGCGCUGCCGGACGUGCCCAGGCUGGUCGGCAGCGGGCACUCGGCGGGCGGCGUGAUCGGCAGCACGGUCGGGCCCAGCGCCGACCACGGACUCACUCAGCUCCAACGCAUAGUGUCUCGUUGCGCGUGCGAGUUCUACUACGUGUCGACGGGCGAGGCGGCGGGCGGCGGCGGCGCGUGGCGCGGCGGCGGCGAGUGGCAGCCCGACCCCUACGACUGCUUCACGCUCAUGCACCACGACCUGGACGUGUGCACCAACUCACUGCAGUACGCGAUCCUCCUAGACGUGGUGAACAACGUGGUCCUGCACGUGGAGCCCGAGCGCCGGCGGAGCCUCGAGCGGCGCGCGCUGUGCCGCUUCCAGCUGCAGCUGCACCAGGACCGCGACCCGCGCCACCUCAUACACAAGCUGCAGACACAGGUUCGAGAAUCACUGGCUCGUCUACGAAGGUUAGAAAAGGAAUACUAUCUCAAGAACCGAUCGAUCUCGGACAACGACCCCACCGCGAUACAGGAACUUAAAAUAUUGGAUAACCAGGUGAACGAAUGCAAAGAAAGCGUAUGGACGCUAGGCGAAGAGCUCGACGCGAUGGUGCGCGCCUGGCGGGACGUCUGCGCCCGCGGCGCCGCGCCCCCCGUGCGCUCCCCUCAUGCGCCCCCACAUCGUUAUAAUGAGAUCUGCUUCAAGAGUGCGAGGUGGAGGCUCACUGAUGCAGACGGGCAGCUGGGGAUCGCGGAUCUGUUGCUGACCAACUUCCUGUACACAAAGACGUCCCGUUCGGACGACUCGGUGGAACAUCAGCUCGAGGUUGGCUACGUGAGAGUCACCAACUUACUGCCGAACGAACCCUUCCCGGAGGUACUAGUCCCGCAAGCGCCGUCAGGCCGGGCUCCGCUGGCGCGGCGCGCGGCGCUCCGAGUCUUCUGUCGCGACCGCCCGCCCGUCGGGGGCAUCUCUGUGAAAGAACACUUCGAGGUCAACAUCGUGCCGAUUAAGAUUGGUCUAACAAAGAAGUUCUUCAACACCAUGCUCAAGUUCUGCUUCCCGGAGCGCGACCCCGAGACUAUAGAGUCGAUAGACGCGGAGGACGACGACGGCACGCUACGCGCCGGCGCCUCCACCGCCAGCCUGGUCUCUACUGGGUCCAAGAAGACCAAGAAGAAGAAGGAUAAAGAUAGCAAUAGCAACUUCUACGUGAAACGCGAUAAGAAGAAUAAGGAUGAUGUUGAGAAAAUGAAGGAGCGCGCAGAAAAGAACAAGCUCUUCAUCUACAUCAAGAUCCCCGAAGUGCCGGUGCGAGUCUCCUACAAGGGAAGCAAGGAGAAGAAUCUAGAAGACUUCCGCGACCUUCCACUGGUGCUGCCGACAUUGGAGUACCACAACGUGACGUGGACCUGGCUCGACCUGCUGCUCGCCACCAAGACUGAUACUAGAAAGGUGAUAGUGGCGCAGGCGAUCCGGCAGAAGCUGCAGCUGCACCGGCGCGCCGCCGCCGCCGCCGAGCCGCACGAGGAGGACAAGGCACGGCUACUACUGGGCGAGCGCACCGUAUCGGAAAGCAAGCCACAGAAGAAGAGUACUCCUGGAGUUUUUAAGUUUUCCAAAUCCUAGCGUUAAAUUAUUAUCGAUCUUCUGUGAUUACUUGUUAUAUUGUACCGUUCAAUUCCAUUGAAAGACAUUGUUGUGAUAAAUAUUCGAAUAACAUUUAAUGUUUUAGUAUCUAUCUAUCCUGGGUUGAUUAAGGAGAGAAUAAUGUUCAUUGUAAUGCAUUAUUUAUAAGAAAGUUCUUUCCAAUACAAAGGCUCCGAGGUCUAAAGUUAUUUAUUUUAAACAUAAUAUCUCUUGUAGCUAAACAAAAGUCAAGUUGCAGUAAAACUUUAUUAAUUCAUACAACUUAUUCAUAUUUGAACAUGUUAUAAGUAAAAGUUUUUGUGAUGGAUAGGAUUCUUCGUGCGUGUCAGUGUCGUGAAUACUAAGGUGGAAUUUCACCAAACGCUAAACGUAUUUAGUAGCCUGUCAAACGUCUGCGACCCUUAUUAGGGCCACUUUUACGAAACGCUAAACGAUUUUAAAUACAAAAUUUUAAAUACAUUUUGUACUAACUGACACACGUUUGACAGGCUACUAAAUACGAUUAGCUUUUGGUGAAAUUCCACCUAAAUCAUUUUUCCCAGAUCAAAAUUAACCUUUGAUAGGAUUAUGGUUGCAACUUUUAUUAAAUUAUGGUUUGGAUUAAUUUUGCACUCGGGGAAGGAUAUAAACAUAAUAUUUAUUUAGUUUUAACUGUUGUAUACGAAUCUUUUUAUUACCUACUAACUAUUACUAUUUCUAUGUAGGUAUGUUUCUAAAAAAGUAACCCUCCCACAAGUUUUAUAAAGUUAGUAAUGUCAUUAACGCCCGCCCCAUCCUUUAAUCGACCGUGACUGGCGUCGCUUUACCAACUAUCUGGUCGGCUGCUCACGCGAUUCAGUAAUAAUUUUUAAAAGUGCAAUGUAAUGAUCUUCGUUAUUCAUAUUUUAUAGCUUUUAUUGCUGAUAGUGACAACUAUAAAGUUUUUUAUAUUGUUUGAACUUACACGUAUCAUUGGAAGUUUAAAUAAUGCAAUAAGUAUAUCUGUGCAAUAAUUAUAAGCUGUUGCUGACGCUACCAAUUUUGAUAUACCUACCUUCCAUUUAUAAAAAUAAAAAUCAACAAGAUUAAACUAAGGACAAUACUGUGUGAAGAUAAAUAUAUGAAAGUGUAUGCCGGACUCAUGUUAUCUCCUUUUAUUUUUAUGUUUAUUUAAUAGUCCUUACUACUUCCAAGUAUAUACCUACCGGCUGCCAUUUUCAUAAAUAUUAUUGUUUGUUAGCUCAUUAUACUUAUAGAAUAUCUCAAUUUGCGAAAAGACUGUGUUUUCAAAUAAAAUUACAUGUAGCCCGUAAGUAAAUUAACAUACCUACAAUAAAGGGGAAGCACCGACUGUAUAUUAAUAUUUAUAUGAUGACCCACCCAACCCUCUUGAAUAUAAUUUGGGGAUGUAAUUUUCAUAAAAAUUGAUUUAUAAAAAAAAUCCACAACAACAUAUUAACAUUUUAAAAAUAAAGGUUAUAAACUUAUGUGGCUGUAUUAUACAUAAGUUUGUACCUAAUAUAAUAAUUAUAAUUUCUUUUAUUAUACUUACUUAUACAUAUACAGCUAGCCUAGGAUUUCAUUUAAAUAAGGGUUGGUUUGAUUUGGGUGGUAGAAAAACUGCUGACUCGUACAACGAUGAAUCAAUCAACUUUUGUUAAGUCACUACUGUGGAUUACGUACAGUUAUGAAGAUAAUGUAACUACAAAAUUAAUAAUGAUAUCUCUGGCAAUAUGGACAGUCUUGUGGUCACAUUAGUCAUUACAUUAUUAAUCUAGAAUCUGAAGGGAAGUGUAUGUAUGUAAUAAAGUGUAAAAGAAAACCGUAAUACAAUACAAUGUAAGUCGUCAUCAAUUUCAUGACGUCAUAGAUUUCCAAUUCAGUAGAUAGUCAUUUAUAAAUGCUAGAUGCUACAGCACGGUUAAGCGCUUGUUUUACAAUUGGAUAAUAGUCAUGGUUGAUAAAAGUAUAAAGUCAUCAUGAAACAGGCAACUUCGCAAAUGUUACUUGGUUUUGACUUCGCGAUAGGGCCAUGCUCUUGGUAAAAUAAUAUUGACAAAAUAUCUUUAUAGGGUACCUAGAUAGCACAGUUUCAAUUGAAUUAUGCACCAUUCAUGUUAACGAAUUCAUUCUGUAUUUUUAUUAUUUAUACUUUUUCAGUAUUUUAUCCUAACUAUUUAUCAUAUAUUUAAAUCUUUAUAACCACAUAAGCAAAUGAGCAUUUUAUACUGGAUGUUAUGUUAUAGUAAUUAAUAAUACCUAAUUAAGACUAAUUGCUUAAGUGAACAACUAUUUAUUAAAAGUAAUUUGUUAAUUAAAUGUUUGUAUUUAAAAGUAAA